AAUGGAGUUUGAGCUCAUGGAUUGGAAAGAAAAACACAAAUGGGCGAAGCAUUACAGAGGAAAAAUGGCAGAAGAAGGAAGGAUGAAUUCAAGGUGCUAUUUCUGGUGGCACUGGCCAUCUUUGGGACACAAUCUCAUGGAUAUGAGGUUUAUAACAUCAUCAGCCCAACUGACAAUGGUGGCCCUAUUCAGGAGACAAUGACAAUUGACAAUGAAAAAAAUACCGCCGUGAUUAACAUCCAUGCAGGAUCAUGCUCCUCUACCACAAUUUUUGACUAUAAACAUGGCUACAUCGCCUCCAGGGUGCUCUCCCGAAGAGCCUGCUACAUCUUGAAGAUGAACCAUAAGGCCAUCCCUGCUCUGGACCAACUCCAACGGUACAUCUUUGAGGGGCAGGCUUUGAACAACAUGUUCUCCGACAAAUACAUCUGGGUCAAGUAUAACCCACUGCAGUCUCUGAUCACAGAUGUGGAUUGGUUCCUGUUUGGAUCACCCAUCAGGCAGCUCUGCGAACAUAUCCCCUUGUACAAAGGGGAAGUGGCUGAAAAGACACAUGAUACUUGUGCUGAAGGCUGUGCAAAGGCUGGGCUCCUGGGCAUCUUGGGAAUUUCCAUCUGUGCAGACCUUCACAUUUAAGGCAUCAGCCCACUGGUUUCAUCUUUUCAGAGAAAUACACGUUUCCACUCA
Messenger RNA from Aethalodelphis obliquidens (Pacific white-sided dolphin), 687 nucleotides. It is a transcript of the gene GKN2, whose product is annotated as gastrokine 2. Lineage: Eukaryota; Metazoa; Chordata; Mammalia; Artiodactyla; Delphinidae. The record is from RefSeq and is a predicted model, not a curated record. The transcript has 6 exons. Bases 40 to 636 code for a protein of 198 amino acids.